CCCGCCUCGGCCGCCGCCGCCGCCGCCGCUGCCGGGGAAUAAUCUGGGCGGCAGCGGGCGGCCCCGGCCAGCAGCCACGAGCCACUUCUGCGGCUGCCGAGCAGAGCGGAGGUCGCCGGUCUCGUGUCGUCCCCCUCUCCGCCCCCCAGGAGGGGCGAGAGGGAGCCGAGGCUGAUGUCAGAAAUACAUUUUCGGGAAAUGGCCUCUAAAUCUUGGCUGAAUAUUUUAACCUUCCUUUGUGGAUCAGCAGUCGGAUUCGUUUUAUGCUCUCAGCUACUUAGUAUUUUGUUGGAAGAACAGAAGGACAUCCAGCCUAGUAUUCUUCAUAAUGAUCCUCACGCUAGGCAUUCAGAUGACAGUGAACAGAAUCAUCUAGAAGGACAGAUGAACUUCGAUGCAGAUGCCAGCCAACAUAAAGAUGAGAACACUGACAUCGCUGAAAAGCUCUAUCAGAAGGUUAAAAUUCUUUGCUGGGUAAUGACAGGGCCUCAAAAUCUAGAGAAAAAGGCUAAACAUGUCAAAGCUACAUGGGCCCAGCGUUGCAAUAAAGUGUUGUUUAUGAGUUCAGAAGAAAACAAGGACUUCCCUGCUGUGGGAUUAAAAACCAGAGAAGGCAGAGACCAACUGUACUGGAAAACGAUUAAAGCCUUUCAGUAUGUUCAUGAUCAUUAUUUAGACGAUGCUGAUUGGUUUAUGAAAGCAGAUGAUGAUACUUACGUUAUACUGGAUAACUUGAGAUGGCUUCUCUCAAAAUACAACCCUGAAGAACCCAUUUACUUUGGGAGAAGAUUUAAGCCCUAUGUAAAGCAGGGCUACAUGAGUGGAGGAGCAGGAUAUGUACUAAGCAAAGAAGCUUUGAAGAGAUUUGUUGAGGCAUUUAAAACAGACAAAUGUACGCACAGUUCCUCCAUCGAAGAUUUAGCACUGGGGAGAUGCAUGGAAAUUAUAAAUGUAGAAGCAGGAGAUUCCAGAGAUACCACUGGAAAAGAAACUUUUCAUCCUUUUGUACCAGAACACCACUUAAUCAAGGGUUAUCUGCCAAGAACCUUUUGGUACUGGAAUUAUAACUAUUAUCCUCCUGUAGAGGGUCCUGGUUGCUGUUCCGACCUUGCAGUUUCUUUUCACUAUGUUGAUCCUACAACUAUGUAUGAGUUAGAAUACCUCGUUUAUCAUCUUCGUCCGUAUGGUUAUUUAUACAGAUAUCAACCUGCCUUACCUGAGAAGAUGCUAAAGGAACAACAAAAUAUUCCACCUCUGAUUUUGAAUAAUCUACAUUGAAAAAACAGAAACACCUAUGCUUUUGUCCAGUGAGGUGGAGAAUUCUCCUCUGGUUGGCUGUCCCUGGCUUCUCUGAGUGCUGUCGUCUUGUGCUGUGACUUCCACCUACCGCUGUGUUUGGUCCUGAGGAAGGAACUUGUCCUCUCCCUUAUGCAGCAGAGCAGAGACCAGAUGUUCCUGGAUGUUCCAGAAUAUCAGAAGAAAAAGUGCAGAGAAUAAUUUAUGAGAGCUGCCUAGAAGGAUUGGGAUCCUCUCAGCGCUCACCAGACCGUCUUUCCCUUGCCUUUUUUCCAAAGCACCAGCAGUAGCUGAACCACCCCCACUAGAAGCAUUCCAGAUACCGCUACAUUUUUAUAGAGUGUCCACCAAAUUGACAUCUACCCUGUGUUAAAUAAAGAAGCUCUUCCUUCACCCCAGGUUACAGCUCUCACACUUCACUUCCUGCUGGAGAACUGACUCCUCCCCUGGGAAACUGACAGGGAAAACAUUCACUGUCUUCAGAGGAAAUCCCAUCUUUACCCAGAGGAGUGUGGUCUGGAUUUGUGGUCCCCAUGUGGAAAUACCAAGUCAUCUGUGAAAGUGAAAGUCACUCAGUCACGUCCAACGCUUUGCGACCCCAUGGGAUUCUCCAGGUCAGAAUACUGGAGUGGGUAGCUUUUCCCUUCUCCAGGGGAUCUUCCCAACCCAGGGAUUGAACCCAGGUCUCCUGCAUUGCAGGCAAAUUCUUUACCAGCUGGGCCACCAGGGAAGCCCAAGUCUUCAGAGGAAAUCCCAUCUUUACCCGGAGGACUGUGUCUGGAUUUGUGAUCCUCAUGUGGAAAUACCCAGUAAUCCAACUUCAGUGUAUCUGGUGAAGUCUGUAUUGUUCAUUCUUAAAUAAAUCCCAUUGGAGCAGCAGCAGCCAAAGCCAGGUGAAGGCUGCUGAAGCCAGGUGAAGGUGCAGGCUCAGACCUGUACCUGUUCUGUCUCACCUCAUUAAGGGUUUUAAACAGGUCUUAGGAUCCAAUUCCAGCUAUAUGGUCACUUCACUAUAACAGUCAUCAACCUUGAAACGUAACAGAAGUUACUUGAUAACUUCAUUUACAUCAUUUUCCUCUUUAAAAAUUAGCCACUUUCAAAUCUUCAUCUUCUUUAAAGUGUCAAAAUUUUAGAAGUGGAAGCAGAACAAAAGAACUGGGAAAUAAUGAGUGAAUCACCUGUGUUUUCUUAGUGAUCCUAAAUUAGACAUGUGCCCUGCUAUUUCUGCAAUCUGUAAGUAAUAAUGACAUUUAGUGUUAUUUUCCAUCUGAGAGUCUCAUUAUUUUACCGUUAGACUUUCUUUUCAUGUUUUAUUGUCCUUACACUCUUCAGCUACUGAAUCCUCAGAUUUACCAAAUGGAAAGCUGUUCAGAAGUCAAGUGACUCAACAAGUGAAGCAGAACUGAGUGGUAAAAUUUAACCUGAGUCUGAAGUUUCAAAAAACACCAAGACCCACUUUCCUUUACUGACUUAAAAGUGGGACGAAAUGAAAAAUUACUUGGUGCUCACGAAUUUUAAGAUCACAAAUGACCUCAUUUAGGGCUAAUUGAUUAUCUCAUAAUAAUGUAAAUAAAUUUGCUCUCUAUUAACUCUAGAUCACUGCAUAGAUUAUUUGAAACUCACUUAUCAGAAUAUCUUUUCAAGGGUUUUCUUUUUUAAUUGUUUGCAUCUAGAACUUUUGAUGCAGAAUUACCCAGACUUCUUGCCAUUACUGAAAUUCAAAUAAGCGAAGCAAGGAAAAUAGAAGGUGUGAAAAUAUAAGGCAGUGAUUGUACCCAAAAGCACGAUUAUUAUCAUCAGUGAGUUUGUUUGUUUGUUUUUUUAAUAAAAUUAAAGUAGAUUGGUCUACUUUGACACUAUUUUCUCCAUAUUCCACCUUAUGUGAUAGAAUGGAAGGAUGUUAGUGAUUUCCUCUCUAAAAGUGACUGUACUUCUCACACCUAAGAAUUAAAAAUCAACCUCACUCCAUAGCAUAUCAUGUUAAAAUUAGGAGCUGUCAUGGUUACCUCUUUCAUCUCUCCACAGGUAAUUCUUCCCAAGGUUCAGCCCAAGCUAUUCUGUGUACAGAAGGUCAGCAAACAUUUGAUUUAUUUUGUUAGAUUAAUAUAAGUCAAAAUCACACCCAGGAAGCUGGGGUGUGGUAAUAGAGACUUCAGAUCUCCUAAUACCCUAAUUCUAAGCCCGUCAGUCAGUAUUCUCUUCCACGCAAGAAAGAAUGACAACUUGACAAGAAACAAUCCGGCUUCUAGAGUCAAGGCACACUAGGCUAUAAGAAAAACUGGCAUAACAGGAUGGCUUGCUUUAGGGCUGGAGGAGUGUUCGGGGGUAAACCUAGCCCAAACCCCUUGGAUUAUAACCACAGCAGACAGGGGUGUUACAGUUAUAAGGUGUAUGUCAUGAAGUCACACUCUUAGAUCCUUUUAGUUGAGCAAAUAUUUAUAGAUAACCUACUCUCUACAAACCUCUGUGGGAGAUAAAAAGAUAAAUGAGACGUAAUUCUUGCUUUCUCAAUCUUCAAUGUCUUUCUAAUUUUCAACUAAAUACGUAAUUCAAUUUUCCCCCAAUACUCUUUUUAUUCUUACAGUUCUUGGUGUACGAUUGUCUCCUGGACAUCAUUUAAUGCUCAUACAAUUCCAACUAGUAAUUUUAUUUUUUGCUCUCAAUUCAUCUCCCCACUCUAAGAUCAAGACCAGGGUGGUGAAUGGGAGUGUUGGUGAAUAAUUCCAGUCAACUGUGCUGUCAAGCUGAAAUCACAUCAGGCAUGUGACUUGAACAUACAAAGUCAAAAUAUAUUCACAAUUUCUGUGUCUCUGGAUUUUUCACCUUUUCAUUGUUAGCUUUCAGUACCAUUUUUGGUAGGUGAAAUUGAGGCUUUAAAAAAGCAAAAUCAAAGCUCAUAAUGCAAUUUUAAAGUACAACAAAAGUUAUAUGUUAAACUGCCAGAUCAUUUGCCCGUUCUUUCUUGAAUUAAGCACAGCACCCACUUGCGUGCAUGUACACACACACACACACACACACACACACACUUUGGAGACCUCUGGUGAACAGUCUAUUGUCAGGGUUAACGGGACUUGUGAGGAUCUGCUGCUGACCUGAGCGCAGCAUGCAGAAAGUUAGGUGGUAAGUGGCCUUGAGAGUCUCUCCUGGGGAGAGGGGACAGGGAAACUCUCCAGGAAGAUCCCCUGGAGGAGGGUGGGCCCUUCAGUCUUUCUUAUUCUGUAUACUUGGGGCAAGGCUGCCUGGCCCUUAGACACCAAUACGGGUAGCCCCCGCUUUAAAAGUUGCUCUCCUCCACUUUGCUUUUACAAAACACCUAUAUUAGUACCUGUUUCCCAACAGCUCAGUUGGUAAAGAAUCCAACUGCAAUGCAGAAGACCCCGGUUUGAUGCCUGGGUCGGGAAGAUCUGCUGGAGAAGGGAUAGGCUACCCACUCCAGUAUUCUUGGGCUUCCCUUGUGGCUUAGCUGGUAAAGAAUCCGCCUGCAAUGUGGGAGACCUGGGUUCGAUCCCUGGGUUGGGAAGAUCCCCUGGAGAAGGGAAAGGCUCCCCACUCCAGUAUUCUGGCCUGGAGAAUUCUAUGGACUGUAGAGCCCAUGGGGACGCAAAGAGUUGGACACGACUGAGUGACUUUCACUUGUUAACCCAAAAAAAUCCAAAGAAGACUUUUGCUUUUAUGGAGAAGGUAGGAAAAGUGAAAAUACUAUUCCACAGCAUUGAUUUUGCUGUGAUGGAGCCGUUAACAGAGACAGAGCACACCCUCCCGAGAGCGGGGAGAGAGGCACCACCAAGCCCUUCCCCAGGGACUACACUCAGCAUCUCAGCAUCACACCACCCUCGUUUUGAACUGUGUCUGUGAGCAUCUGUGCUCCAUCUCAGUUUAUUUUGUGCAUCUGUUCGCAAGAUGUGUCCUAAGGUAACUGCUUCUUUGCUUUAUGACAUUUCAGCUUAUGAAAGCUUUCAUAGGAACGCUCCACUUUCGGAGAGCCAGGAAACCUGUAUUUAGCUGAUCACUGGAUAAGGACUGCCCAAGGAGACGGCAUGAUUUUGGACAAGGUAGCUCUCUUCAGUUGAGGGUAAUUCUUGGAACUUGAUUGAGAACCAUCAGCUGCCCACACUCCCAGCAGCUGGGGAAUAACAGAUGCCUCAGACAUGCAGGGGAGACCGGACCCCACCUCACCACAGAUCCACUGUAAUGGGAUCCACGACAGAAUCUCAGUAAAAAUCUGGCCAUGAAAGCUCACCUGUGGCUUCUGUCUUCAGUCCUUUAUCGUUUUGUUUUCUUUUGGCUCUUCAAGAGUAUCCAGACCUUCCCACUCUUUCACCCUUUGUGCUUUGAUUUUUCAAUGCUUUAAAACAUUCCCAGUUUAAAGAUUGAGAGUGAGGCUAAAACAAUACUUGCCCGAGAACUCCUUAGAUUGCUCUGAAUAACUCCCAGGUAUGCUUUGCUCAAAAGAGGACUGUUGUGAACCAAUCUGGGCUUCUGAGAAAAGUCAAAUUGAAUUGAGUAGGCAGGAAAGUUGGGAGCUGCCUGUGCAGUGUGGCUAGGAUGGUCAUGGAGGUGCCCGGGGCCACUUGGUUCUGAAAUUGUUUUCUUUCAUAACCACCUCUGAAACCCUGGUGUUGCUCACCCGUCAGUGUCCUUCACUUUGCCCUUGGGCUGAACUAUUUCGUUUCGUUUUGUUUAUCACGUUGUGUCUGAUUGGAAUUUCCAGGCUUGACUGCCUGACACCUCUGACACCUCAGGUCAGGUCAGCCUGCUGUUCCUCUGUGUCCAUGAAAGGGCAUACAUGUGAAGCUGACAUCAUUCCUGCCCUGGUUUUUACCUAAUACGCGAGCUAGAUUAUACCUGUUGGAGCUGUAGUAAAAGACAUGAGAGGUACUAGCACAUACCUGAGGAUUGCCGAAUACCCGCUGAUAACACGACUGAAGAAUGGGUGAGGGCCUCUGAGGUAAGGGAGUCCUCAACUGGGAAGUAGAUGGGCAGUUACAGUAGAUAGAGUUUGUAAAACAGCCUCCCCUCUCCAAAAGUGUCCCAGCCUAACCCCAGAACCUGUGAAUCUGAGGAAAUAGCACUUCGUGAUUCUGUUGUGCUAAAGUAUAGUUUGCCGUGCUGUGCUGUCUGACCCUUUGCAACCCCAUGGACUGUACCCUGCUAGGCUCCUCUGUCCAUGGGAUUCUCCAGGCAAGAAUACUGGAGUGGGUUGCCAUGCCCUCCUCCAGGGGAUCUUCCCAACCCAGGGAUCCAACCCACGUCGCCUGCACUGGCAGGCAGAGUCUUUAUCACUGAGCCGCCUGCGAAGCCCAAAUCAUAGUUUACUUUCUUAAAGCAAGGAGAUUAUCUGGCAUUAUACAGAUGAACACAGUGUCAUCACAAGAGCCUUUAGGAAUGGAGAGCUUUCUCCAACCAGAGUAGAAAAGGACGUCUAGCAGCAGAGCGAACCCCAGCUGACAUCCAGCAAGAAAAGCGGGGUCUCAGUCCUCAGCUGCGAGGGCCUGAGUUGUGCUAUCAUCCUCAGUGAGCCUAAAGUGUAUUUUUUACCCAAGCCGCCAGAUAGGAGACCCCGAGCAUGGAGCCUGUCUGGAUUUCUGACCUAUAGAACUGUGAGAUUAUAGAUCGGUGGUGUUUUAAGCUGACAAAUGUGUGGUAAUUUGUUACUGCAGCACUAGAGAGCUAGUACAGUAGCCAAAAUCAACAAGUUUACUCCUCACUAUUUUGUAAAGCCCUGCUGCUUUGGAGAAAAUUAGCAUCUGCCUCUAAAACCAGUCUGUCGGAAGGGGAGGGUAGCCUGAGAUCCAAAACAUACGCAUCAUUAUGUGCUGACUUGAGCUGGAGCUUUAUGUACCUGCACUCCAAACACCUAUCCUAUGUGGCAAAUGCUGUUAGCAUGCUAAUACCAUCAUAGACUGCUGACUGGUGUUCACAGAAACUAAGAGAUGAGUCCAGGGAGCUCUUCAUCCUGGUGCACACCAGAAUCACCUCAUGAGCUUUUGAAAUUCCUGUGGCACAGUCCUGAGUCACUGCAGUCCAGGCCUCUGGCACUUUUAAUUGUCUUUUUUUUUUAAACUUAGUUUUAGUAACAGGGCUUAUUUAUUUACUGUUUGUUUUUCUUCCAAUUUUAUUGAGAUGUAAUUUAAAUAUAGCCCUGUAUAAGUUUAAGGACUUAUAUACAUCAUGAAACGAUGACCAAAGUAAAUUUAGUGAACAUCCAUCAUCUCACGUUGACUCAACAUUAAAGAAAUAGAAAAAAAAAAUUGUUUUUCUUGUGUGAAAACUCUUAGGACUUUAACUUUCAGUUAUGACAUAUAGCAAUGGUAUCUUUAUCAUGUUGUACCUACUGUCUGCAUGUCUUGUAACUGGAGGUUUGUGCCUUUGGACUGCCUUCCUCCAAUUCCCCCUCCCCAACACCUACUACCUCUGGUAUCAGCUACUUGUUCUCUUUUUCUAUGAGUUUACAUGUUUUUGAAUAUUGCUGAUCUAUUGUACUCUCUUAGUUCUUGGUAUACAACAUAAUGAUUCACUAUUUCUCUGCAUUGCAAAAUGGUCACCGUGAUAGGUCUAGUUACCAUCUGUCACCAUACAAAUAUACUACAUGGUUAUUGAUUCUACUCACCACAUUAUUACACGUUUCAUACACAGAACUCAUAUUUUUGUAGCUGGAAAUUUGUUACCUCUUAAUCUCCUGCACCUAUUUCCCUCAUCCCCCACCUUCUGCUCUGGCAACCAUCUGUUCAUUCUCUUUUAUCUGUGGCUAUUUCUGUUUGUUCAUUUGCUUUGGUUUUUUAGAUUCCCACUGUAAGAGAAUCAUAUGAUAUUUGUCUUUGUCUGACUUAUUUCACUUAAUACCAUCUAGUCAAUCUAUGUUGCCACAAAUGGCAAGAUUUCUUUUUUUUUUUUUUUUUGGAUGAGUAGUAGUCCAUUGUGUAUAUAUACUGCAUCUUCUUUAUUCAUCUAUUGAUGAGCACUUAGGUUGCCUUCAUACCUUGGCUGUUGUAAACAAUGUGGCAGUGAGCAUAGAAAUGCACCCCUAGCACUUUUUAAACCUCCUUGGAUGGAUUCUGAUGUAACCAGGUGAUGUUUGAGAACCCCUGGUUUAAAUCGUGGUCCCUGCACACCUGUGUCAGAGUCCACCCAGGGCUGGGGCAGGCACAGUUGUUGUCUCUGUGACAACCAUCCACUACUUCUUCAUUUACAACAGAGUCCCAGUUCUGUUCCAGUAGCUAUGUGCCUUACCUUAGGGGAUAAAUCAUAGUCAUCUCAAUUUUAUACUCUAGCCACGCUAUCCCAUUACACUUCCUCAAAAACCGUCCUAUCUCCUUGCAGCUAGAGGCAACCAGUAACACAGUUCUGGCCAGACACAUAUAAGGAGACUCUACCAUGGUGUGGAGUUUCUAGGAAAGAUUUUUCUCCCAGAAAACAAAGACGAGGCACCAGGAGAGCUAUCUGGUGCCAUUCUUAAAUGUGAUGGUGAGAGGAUGUGCUCCAGGGAACAGCAUUGGUCAUGGCCAUGAGCUCUAAGGUACGAAGCUGAUGUGCUGAGACAGUAGGAUAGAAAGAAAGCAAGCCUGGGACCCUGAUGACCUCUGAACUGUGCCAGCCCUGGAACUGUUAUUAGUAGACUUGUUACGUGAGAUAAUUAGAUUACUAGUGUAUCUUCUGUUGCUUGCACCUUAAAGCAUUUCUAACUGUACACAAGGCAAUAUUAAGUAAAGAGAUAAACUGGAGAAAACACGUCUACAACUUUCUAAUUGAAAAACAACUUUGUCUGUAAAAUGUGUAUUUGCAUAUAAAUUGGGAAGUAAUGGGUCUGUUGGAAGAAAAGCUAUGACAAACCUAGACAGUGUAUUAAAAAGCAGAGACAUCACUUUGCUGACAAAGGUCCAUUUAGUCAAGGCUAUGGUUUUUCCAGCAAUCAUGUAUGGAUGUGAGAGUUGGACUAUAAAGAAGGCUGAGCGCCGAAGAAUUGAUGGCUUUUGAACUGUGAUAUUGGAGAAGAUUCUUGAGAGUCCCUUGGACUGCAAGGAGAUCACACCAGUCAGUCCUAAAGGAAAUCCUGAAUAUUCAUUGGAAGGACUGAUGCUGAAGCUGAAGUUCCAAUACUUGGGCCACCUGAUGCAAAGAGCUGACUCACUGGAAAAGACACUAAUGCUGGGAACGAUUGAGAGCAGGAGAAGGGAGCACAGGAUGAGAUGGUUGUAUGGCAUCACCAACUAAAUGGACGUGAGUUUGAGCAAACUCUGGGAGAUAGUGAAGGACAGGGAAGCCUGGCGUAUUGCAGUCCAUGAGGUACCAGACAGUCGGACACGACUGGGUGACUGAACAACAACAAUGAGUCUGUGAGGAGGGAUGAGGGAAGAGAGAGAGUAGUCAAAAUAGCACUCACUUUUUACAAAAAUUGCAGAGGAUCUGAUGAAGGAUACAGCUCCCAGGGUCUCUGAAAAUGCUUAGAAUUUUCACACAGCUUAAAAGUUCACACAACUUUUAAUAAAUAUGCUAACUCCACAUAUCAGAACACACACCCUAGUUAUCUAGAGCUAUAUAGACACAAGAUCUCUUUGUUUAAAAAUCUUACAGACUUACCAUUUGGAGUGUCGUAACUUCAUCCCCAGAACCCUCUUCACUUAACCAAUUUAGAAGUGAUUCAAUACACAGAAAAUUGUAUGUGAGCUCCCUGAAAAAAGCAGCCAUCUCCCUUUUGUUUGUUGUCCUAUCCGUAGUUUAAAGCGCAGCGCUUUGAACAAAGUAGAAGGCAUUCACCCAAAGUCAACUGCAAAGUCCCAAACACCCAGAGAGCAAGUGCCUUCUCGGGAACUGGUGUUUUGUGAAGCACCGGGAAUGUGUCAUUUGUUCAUUCUCUCAGAUAGAGCCCAAGCACUGAAGAACAAAGUACUUUCUAAAGGUCACGGAGCUAAACAGUUGCAGAGCCAGUUCUGUCCCUAUUUAUUCCCUGCUCUUCCUCCCAGAUUCAUUUCCCACAAUGCCCAAUUCACCCUUCUUUAUUUUUUUGGUGGUUUAAUUUUGUUGAAGUAUAGUUGAUUUACAGUGUUGUAUUAGUUUCAGGGGUACAGCCCAGUGAUUCAGUUGUACAGAUAAACAUAUUCAAUCUGUUUUGGAUUCUUUUCCUUGUAUAGGCUGUCACAGAAUGUCGAGCAGCGUCACCUGUGCUGUACAUAGACCCUCACUGGUUAUCUUAUACUAACAUAUGGUGGUCUGUUUGUGUUCAUCCCAAGCUCCUGGGUGGCCCCCCGCCAUGUUUCCCCUUUGAUCACUGUCAGGUUUUACUUUCAGCAUCUGUACUUCUGUGUCUGUUUUGUAAACAAGUUCAUCCGUAUCUUGCUUUAAUUAGUUUCCACAUAUGAGUGAUUUCAUAUAUUUGUCUUUCUCAGCCUCUUACGUCACUUAGUAUGGUAAUCUCUAGGGGCAUCCACAUGGCUACAAAUGGCGUUAUUUCAUUCUUUUUUAUGGCUGAGUGAACACGACUUGGUGACUACACGACAGCGAAGUAUUCCACUGUAUAUGUGUACCACACCUCCCUUGUCCAUUCCUCUGCCAAUGGACAUCUAGGUUGCUUCCAUGUCUUGGCUAUUGUAAAUAGAGCCACAGUGAACUUUGGGGUGCAUGUAUAUUUUUGGGUUAUAGUUUUCUCCAGACAUAUGCCCAGGAGUGGGAUUGCUGGAUCACAUGGUGGUUUUUUAAGGUACUGUCGUACUGUUCUCCACAGUGGUUGUACCAACUGACAUUCCCACCAACCGUGUAGGAGGCUCUCCUUUUAUCUACACCCUCUCCAGCAUUUAUUAUUUAUAGACUUUUUUUUUUUUUUGAUGAUGCCUUUUUUGACUGGUAUGAGAUGAUGCCUCACUGUAAUUUUGAUUUAUGUUUCUCUGGUAAUUAGUGAUGUUGAGCACUUUUUAUUGUGUUUUAUGUCUUCUUUGGAGACAU
Dama dama (fallow deer) is the source of this 11232-nucleotide messenger RNA. RefSeq names its product core 1 synthase, glycoprotein-N-acetylgalactosamine 3-beta-galactosyltransferase 1 (gene C1GALT1). The record is from RefSeq and is a predicted model, not a curated record. NCBI's taxonomy places the organism in Eukaryota, Metazoa, Chordata, Mammalia, Artiodactyla, Cervidae. Gene Ontology annotation, cellular component: membrane. The transcript has 6 exons. Gene Ontology annotation, molecular function: N-acetylgalactosaminide beta-1,3-galactosyltransferase activity. The coding region runs from base 175 to 1278 and encodes 367 amino acids.